GCGGCGGCGCGCCGGAUCAAGUCCAAGCAGGGCGGGCACGGAGGGCCUGGCUCGGUGGCGGCGGAGGACCCGCAGGAGUCAUGUGGCCGGUCCUGUGGGCAACAGUGCGGGCCUACGCCCCUUACGUCACCUUCCCUGUGGCUUUUGUGGUCGGGGCGGUGGGCUACCACCUCGAGUGGUUCAUUCGUGGCCAGCCACCCCCUCAGCCACCUGAGGAUGAGAAGAGCAUCUCGGAGAGGCGCGAAGACCGCAAGCUUCAGGAGAGUGCAGGAAAGGACCUCACCCAGGUGGUCAGCCUCAAGGACAAGCUGGAAUUUGCUCCCAAAGCUGUGCUCAACCGGAACCAUCCUGAGAAGAACUAGCAGAGCUGUCCUGUUUGACGGGUGGGGAUUUUGAUUGAUUCUAUGCAGUCUUGAUUGUUGGUUUCCUGGUUUUGUCAUUUUUGAGCCCACCAAACCCAGCCAAUGACUUCUCCGCCGAUCUCACCAGCUUAAUCCUGCUUUUGCUUCCAUUGGAGGAUUGCUAAAGCCACUGAGAUUCAUUGGAGGUGGAGGGCAGACAUUGUGACUCUGCACUACUUGCCUUUGGCAGCAGAAUGACCAAUUCUCCUUGGAGGUUAUCGGUCAAGAGAUGGAACUACCCCUGCAGUCUUUGGCAAGGGUUCAGCCAGGACAAGGCAGGACCCCCUUUCUCUUGCCAUAUGCCGGCAAAGGCAGGAUUUCACUUUAAAAGAGCACCUCUGAAAUAUGGUACCACCACCCCUCAAUUAGGGGAGAUCCCUUGCUUUGGUGGCCUUGGAGGCCACUACCACCUUGCCCCAAUUCUUGGUGUAGGAUGAGUGACCUUAAAGAUUGUUCAAGACUUCUGGGUGCUAGAGGAGCAGAAACUGCCACAUGAGGUGGCAACUGAGCUUCUCCACACUGCUGCUACUUGGGCAAAGAUACAUCUCCUUCCGAGCAAUUUCCAUGUGCAGGAUUUGGGGAGGUGUGUCUGUGUGUGUGUCUGCUGACUUCUUGGACAUGGGCCUGCUGUUGAAACUGAAAAAUAAUAAAAAAAAUAGUUCGAAAAA
Molecule: messenger RNA, 1069 nt
Organism: Lacerta agilis (Sand lizard)
Lineage: Eukaryota; Metazoa; Chordata; Lepidosauria; Squamata; Lacertidae
Gene: SMIM12
Product: small integral membrane protein 12
Exons: 2
Coding region: 81-362 (93 amino acids)
Source: RefSeq, a predicted model, not a curated record